AAGAAGAAGAAGAAAAAGAAAAAGAAGAAGGCGACGGUGUGGCGAGCAACGCGCGGAGCAACGGGGAAGCCUUUUUGAGGAGAGAAGGAGAGGCGAGUAACAAGGUAGAACGUUGUUGCGACGACAACGACGACAACGAAAAGGACGAAAAGAAAGGAUCAAUCGAACGCGGCAGAAGGGAAAGGGAGAAUCUUCUACGUAAAAGGAAGAGAGACAAGGAGGCUGCUCGUGGCAAAGAAGCCGAAGAAACGGAAAGAUUCGAGAGAGAAGAUAAGCUGCGGCGAUCAAACCGAAUCGAACGAGGAGAAAGCUCUGAAAAGAGCUCUCAUCUUCUCCCUUCUCGUCCACUCUCUGCUCUAUCGAUCUCUGUCCCUUCGGUUCUAUCUCCGUUUGCCGCGGUGCACCUGUCUUCGUUCGCCUCGCGCACGCCCCGCCCCGACCAAUGGAGCGUCGAGGGGCCCGGUGACGUCAUCGCGCAGCGCAGUAGAAGGGCCUGAAGUGGUGGGGAGCAGGAUUGUCCACCACCACGUCUCGGAGGCCGUGAGAGCCCCACGGGGGCCAGCAGCUAGCUGGAAUCAGCGGCAGCGGCCCGGCCGGCCGUUGGCCGGGUUGGUGGGGGCAGGAAGAGGGGCACCCUGGUGCCCAGGAGACCAGGGCGAAGGAAGAACGCAGGGUACUCACCGAAACCCAUCCCGCAUUUCCCACCACCGGCUCGUCCGGAAAACGUGCGCCACAGAGCUUCCGGACUGGUGCUCGGAUAUCGAGUUCGGUCAAGUGAGUCGGAUCAAUUCGGGUGUACACAUCCGCGCAAAGCGGUUGAUAAUAAUCGUAAUACUCGAUUUCACACAGUUCCACGCCGUUAUUAUUGUCGCCGUUACUAUCGUUAUCGAUCGGAUCGAUUGCGCGCGGUUUUGAUCUUGGAAAACGCGGUCGGACGAUUUUCGACGAAAUAUUAUUAGUAUUGGGUGAUGGUUCCCAUAGGUUUGUAACAUAUGAUGAAAACGAUUCAGAAAGAUAAACAAUAGAGAAACGCUCUAUUUUCGAUCGUGCGAGACUUAUUGAAACUUAUACGGGUAUUAUUAUUGUCGAUAACGAAAUUGCGGAUACGCGAAAAAGAAGGAAAGGAUAGAAAGAGAAAAGAAAACGGAACAGUGAGAGAGAAUCUCCCUCCAAAGGAGACUCUCGUUAAAAGUGACAAACGGUUUCGGUGUCGGAUCAAUUUUACUAUCAUUCGAUUAGAAAUUUUUCGGAUUGUUUUGGUUCUCGCGGGUGGUGAUUAGACGUAGCUACGACGGUCACAACGGUGAUAAGAGUGCGUGCAGGGAGGGUGUGUGAUGCCCUGGUUAUGGUUAAGCGUGAGUGAGGUCAGUGGCAAGAGGAGGAAAAGAAGGACCGGCAGCUCCUCGUCAAACCUGUCGUUUUCACCGUCAUUGUUUAGGUCUUCGUUGUUCAGUUGUGGAGGAGGAGGAUCGCCGGCGGCGGUGGUGGUGGCGAGAACUCGGUGGUACCCAUCCAAGUGUUCGUGAAAGAGGUGCACGAGGAACCAGUGACCGAACAGGGUCGUCUUCGAGGCAGAGCCACGUGAUUAUGGUGCACCAUCAUCAUCGUCGUCGCGGCCUUCAGGCGAGCCAUCAUUGCGCGGUUAGGAGGCGAGGCGCGACACCCUCGCUGCUCCAGGUGUUCCUGUUGAUACUCGGCCUCUGGCUACCGGUACUGGACAACGGUGCCCUCGUCCUGGCUUGUGGACCAGGCAGGGGUGGCGGACGACGUCCAGGUUUGAGGAAACUUACACCUUUGGUGUUCAAGCAACAUGUGCCCAAUGUUAGCGAGAACACGUUGCCGGCUAGCGGGCUCAGCGAGGGACGUGUUUCCAGGCACGAUUCCAGGUUCAGAGAUCUCGUGCCUAACUACAACGCCGAUAUCAUCUUCAAGGACGAGGAGGGUACAGGAGCGGAUCGACUGAUGACACAGAGGUGCAAGGAGAAGCUGAACACUCUCGCUAUUUCGGUAAUGAAUCAGUGGCCGGGAGUGAAGUUAAGGGUGACAGAAGGAUGGGACGAGGAGGGAAAACAUGCGACGGAUUCGCUACAUUACGAAGGACGUGCCGUCGAUGUGACGACGAGCGAUCGGGAUCGCUCGAAAUACGGGAUGCUAGCAAGACUCGCCGUCGAAGCUGGUUUCGAUUGGGUCUAUUACGAGUCCAGGUCGCAUAUUCACUGUUCUGUUAAAUCGGAAUCCUCGUCUGCAGCGAAAUCCGGAGGUUGCUUCCCAGGCAAGAGCUUAGUGCGAACUUCAGACGGUUCAAUGAAGAGACUAGAUCAAGUUCAACUUGGCGACCGUAUCGCGGCGCUCGAUUCUAAUGGUGACAUCGUGUACAGCGAAGUAAUAGCCUUUCUCGACAGAUCUUUAACCGAAAGGCGACAAUUUGUUAAAUUAACUACUGAAUCUGGCCGUAUACUCACUCUUACACCAGCUCAUUUAGUUCCUGUUGAGGGUAGAUCAACUGUAUUUGCCGGCAGAGUUCGAUUAGGCGACAAAAUCUUAGUGAGAGAUCCAUCCAAUGAAAUUGAAGUGCAACAUCGUCUUAGAUGGGACAAAGUGAUCGACAAUCAACUAAUUCUCGAAGAGGGCAUCUUCGCUCCUCUGACGACCGAAGGAACGGUAUUGAUAGACGACGUGGUCGCUUCCUGUUACGCGUUUGUGGACAACCAAGAAAUAGCUCAUCUCGCGUUUCUACCGUACAGACUAUGGAGCAAUAUGAGAUCCUUCUUCGAAAGGAGGAUUUUCGACGAUGAAGAUUUGAGGUAUCAAGAUGCGAGGCAGAACUCGAAAACGAAGCAAGAAGGCAUCCUCUGGUAUGCGUCUUUUCUUUAUUGGGUCUCUUCUUACGUGACACCCACAAAAAUGCUGUAUCAGUGAAUUAAAUAUCACAUUAAUCGAGAGGAGAAAUUUGAUUUUUGAAACGCGUUUAAAAUAACCCUGUAGUGAUCUAAAAGAAUU
Apis florea (little honeybee) is the source of this 3000-nucleotide messenger RNA. RefSeq names its product hedgehog signaling protein (gene hh). The record is from RefSeq and is a predicted model, not a curated record. Gene Ontology annotation, molecular function: patched binding; calcium ion binding. Lineage: Eukaryota; Metazoa; Arthropoda; Insecta; Hymenoptera; Apidae. Gene Ontology annotation, biological process: multicellular organism development; cell fate specification; cell-cell signaling.